Molecule: messenger RNA, 2616 nt
Organism: Heteronotia binoei (common prickly gecko)
Lineage: Eukaryota; Metazoa; Chordata; Lepidosauria; Squamata; Gekkonidae
Gene: FES
Product: FES proto-oncogene, tyrosine kinase
Exons: 18
Coding region: 29-2545 (838 amino acids)
Biological process (GO): regulation of mast cell degranulation; peptidyl-tyrosine phosphorylation; chemotaxis
Molecular function (GO): ATP binding; non-membrane spanning protein tyrosine kinase activity
Source: RefSeq, a predicted model, not a curated record
UUUGUAGGGAGGCAGCACAGCAGGGCCAAUGGGGCAGCCCCUCCACGCUGCGAGCUUCGGGGUGCAGCUCGGCUGCCCCGAGGGCCACAGUGCACUGCUGCAGCUGCAAGAAGCCGAGCUCCGCCAGCUGGAGGCCCUAAAGAAGUGGAUGGGCCAGCGUGCCAAGAGCGACCGGGAAUAUGCUGCCCAGCUCCACCAGAUGUACAGCUUGGCCGAGAAGCAGCAGGAGAGCAGCCGGCAGCCCAGCCUCGGCCAGAUCAGCCAGUGCUGGUGGUCGCUGGUGACCCAGACGGAGGCCCUGAGCCAGCUCCUGAAGCAGCAUGCCGAGGCCCUGGUCUCUGGGCCCCUCCACAAGCUGGGCCUGCUUGCCCACAGCAAGCAGCUGCUGCGUCGGACCUACAGUGAGCAGUGGCAGCAGCUGAGCCAGGAGUUCACCCGGGCCACUCAGCAAGAGCCGGAACGCCUGAAGGCCCAGUACCUGGCCCACAUCCGCGAGAGCGCCCAGGCCAAGCGCCGGUUCCAGGAGGCCAGCAAAGAGAAGGAGCGAGAGAAGGCCAAGGAGCGCUACGUGCGGAGCCUGUGGAAGCUCUAUGCGCUGCACAACCAGUACAUCCUGGCCCUCCGGGCGGCCGAGGUGCACCAUGCCCACCACUUCCAGCGGAUGCUGCCCGGCGUCCUCCGGUCACUGCACGGCCUGCAGCAGGAGAUGACCCACAUCACCAAAGAGGCGCUGCAGGAGUACACCACCAUCAGCAGCCUGGUGCAAGAGGAGAUGGUGUCCGUGCACCGAGCCAUGGGCAGGGCCCUGGAGCGCCUCCAGCCCACCCUGGAGUACAGCAGAUUCACGCCCCCGUGCCAGCGGGAGGGGGAGCCCCAGUCAGCAGCGGCCUUUGACCAGAGCCUCCUGGAGGACCUGGAGACGGAGGGCCUGGAGGCCGGCCAGCUGCAGCUGAACGAGCUGACCCUGGAGAGCCUGCAGCACACGCUCAGUUCGGUGGAGGAGGAGCUGGCUGGAGCCACCAGAAGCGCGGAGGACCUCCAGCAGCGGGUCCAGGCCCUGCAGGGGGGACUCCAGCAUGAAGAGCGGGCCGGAGGCGGCUCAGGCUCCUCGGAGGGGCGCCUCCUCUUGCUGGGGAAGCACCAGGCCCACCACGAAGCCCUGCACCAGGCCCAGCUGGCCCAGUGCACCCAGGCCAAGCUGCAGGCCCAGAAGGAGCUCCUGCAGCGCAAGCUGGACCAGCUCGGCUCCAGGGACCCCCCGCCUGCCCCAGCCCUGAAGGAGGACGCUCAGGCUCUGGCAGCCCCAGGGGCGCAGCAGGAACGUGACGGGGGUCGAAGGCUGGCCUUGGAGGCCCUGAAGCACCACAUCACUGGCAUCUUCCGCCCACGUUUCUCACUGCCGCCCAUUGCCCCCAUUGUGCCAGAAGUGCAGAAGCCCCUCAGCCAGCAAGCCUGGUAUCACGGGGCCAUCCCCCGCCUGGAAGUCCAGCAGCUGCUGCGGGCGGAUGGUGACUUCCUGGUGCGGGAGAGCCAAGGCAAGCGGGAGUACGUCCUGUCUGUGCUGUGGGAGGGCCAACCCCGCCAUUUCAUCCUCCAGGCCCUGGAGAACCAGUAUCGCCUGGAGGGCGAAAUGUUCCCCACCAUUCCGCUGCUCAUCGACCAUUUCCGGAAGACCAAGCAGCCCGUCACAAAGAAGAGCGGCAUCCUCUUGGCCAAGCCCGUCAUCAAGGACAAGUGGGUGCUGGACCACGAGGAGGUGCUGCUUGGGGAGCGCAUCGGGCAGGGCCACUUUGGGGAGGUGUUCAGUGGGCGCCUGCUUUGUGACAACACACCUGUGGCCGUGAAGACCUGCCGUGAAACUCUCCCGCCAGAGCUGAAGGCCAAAUUCCUGCAGGAGGCCAGGAUCCUGAAGCAGUAUGACCACCCAAAUAUUGUCCAACUCAUUGGCGUCUGCACUCAGAAACACCCCAUUUACAUCGUCAUGGAGCUGGUUCAGGGAGGGGACUUCCUCAGCUUCCUGCGGAACGAGGGGGCCCAGCUGAACGUGAAGGAGCUGCUCCGGAUGAUGCAGAACGCUGCCGCAGGGAUGGAGUACCUGGCUAGCAAGGGCUGCAUCCACCGGGACCUGGCAGCACGGAACUGUCUGGUGACGGAGCACAACGCCCUCAAGAUCAGCGACUUCGGGAUGUCCCGGCAGGAAGAAGACGGCGUUUACUCCUCCACGGGGGGCAUGAAGCAGAUCCCUGUGAAGUGGACAGCACCAGAAGCCCUCAAUUAUGGCCGGUACUCCUCGGAGAGUGACGUGUGGAGCUUUGGCAUCCUGCUUUGGGAAGCCUUCAGCCUGGGGGCUACACCGUACUCUACCAUGAGCAACCAGCAGGCCCGGGAGGCCGUCGAGAAGGGAAAGCGGAUGAGUGCCCCCGAUCAGUGCCCAGAGGAGGUGUACCAGCUCAUGUUGAGGUGCUGGGAAUCCCACCCCCCUGAACGACCAACAUUCAGCGCUCUCCUCCAGGAACUGGUAGCCCUGAGGAAGAGGCUGCCAUGAAGGCACCAGCCCCAAGGGCCCCCCCUCUCCCCGGCUGCUGACUUUGGGCCUCCUUGCCCCACGCCAUGGCC